Ochlerotatus camptorhynchus is the source of this 962-nucleotide messenger RNA. It is a transcript of the gene HLH54F, whose product is annotated as HLH54F. Lineage: Eukaryota; Metazoa; Arthropoda; Insecta; Diptera; Culicidae. The record is from RefSeq and is a predicted model, not a curated record. Gene Ontology annotation, molecular function: DNA-binding transcription factor activity, RNA polymerase II-specific; RNA polymerase II transcription regulatory region sequence-specific DNA binding; protein dimerization activity. Gene Ontology annotation, biological process: developmental process; regulation of transcription by RNA polymerase II. Bases 172 to 948 code for a protein of 258 amino acids. The transcript has 3 exons.
GUCCCGAUCGUACAGUGCGGUGCACUCGCGUAACCGUCGCUUGACCGUGUCCGUGUCCGCCCGGUGAUUGAUCUUGUCCGGAGUGAUUGUUGUGUGAUUGACGCUGCUUUAAGGAAGUGGUGACAUUUGUGGAAGAAAAAUAUAAGCACUAUUUGCUAAGGAAAAGUGAACAUGCCAAAGCGGAAACGGAGCAAAUCACCCAAUUUGGAUUUAAUAGAAGACGGGUUCGAUGAUGAGUUGGAUUCUAAUGACGACAAACAGGAUACUCCGGUUCAACGAAAUGCAGCCAACGCUCGGGAACGGGCUCGAAUGCGCGUUCUGUCCAAGGCUUUCUUCAAUCUCAAACGUAACAUCCCGUGGGUGCCCGCGGACACCAAACUCUCCAAACUGGACACCCUACGGUUGGCCAAAAACUACAUCACCUACCUGGCGGCCACCCUGGACGGCCAAUCAGUCGAGGACUUUUCCACGAACUUGGCCCAACCACCCAAAACGGCCUGGCCAUUCAUAUUCCAACCGGUGCAAUCUCACGAAGCGACUAAACCCGGGAAGCUGGUUCCCGUGACACAGAGCACCGGUGGCAGUAGUACGGAAAAGUGGCCCAACAUUCGAACUAGCAGCAACGGGGCGACGGCGGCAACGACGUCCACUGAAAACAAUAUCAAAUCUCAGAAUUUCUCGCCUUCGAUGACGGCCAACGCAACAUCUGCGACGGCUGGUGGCAGAUCGUUUUCCACAAGUGAACAACAUUUCGGCGAAUCACGAGUCUCGUUGAGCCUCGAUCGCCACCAGCCGCAUACGGUCAUACACGCUUCUCAUCAUCAGCAGCAUAAUCAACAUCCGCAUCAUCAUCACCAUCACCAUAUGACAGUGGCGACGGCUGGGAUCGAAACGAGCAAUCAUAUGCACAGCUUCCACCAUCAUCACAUGGCCAUGGGCAGUGAUUGAAGAAUCGAAUGUUG